UUUUUUUCUGGUCCUUUCACCAACGACCAUGGCUUCUUCUCUACAGAGCUCUGUGAUAAAUGGACAUGGAAUUGAGCAUAAUCCCUUCCAUAUCGCGAAACAGACGGUAAGAGAAACAGUCCGGCGAGUUACCGUCGUUCUUCCGGCCGGAGACAUUUCGAGAAGGUCCGCCGUUCUCAUUUCUGUUUUGCCUUUCGGUCUCAUUUCUCUUCCUCAGCCAUUACUGGCUAGAGAAAGAAGAAACAGGAAGAAGAUUCCGCUUGAAGAUUAUCUCACCAGCCCGGAUGGUCUGAAAUAUUAUGAUAUAGAGAAAGGAAAAGGUCCUAUUGCUGAGAAUGGAUCAUCAGUUGAGGUUCAUUUCGACUGCGUUUACAGAGGAAUUACAGUAAUUUCAACCCGAGAAUCCAAACUUUUGGCUGGAAACCGAAGUAUUUCUCAGGCUUAUGAGUUUAAGGUUGGAUCUCCACCUGGUAAAGAAAGAAAAAGGGAUUUUGUAGACAAUCCGAAUGGACUUUUCUCAGCUCAGGCUGCACCUAAACCGCCUCCUGCUAUGUAUUCAAUUAUAGAAGGAAUGAAAGUUGGGGGAAAGAGGACUGUGAUUAUUCCACCCGAGGCUGGAUAUGGUCAGAGGGGAUUGAAUGAAAUUCCGCCUGGAGCUACAUUUGAGCUUAAUCUAGAGCUUCUGAAAGUGCUUCCCCCAGAUGGAAAAUAAACAUAAGUAACUGCUCUAAUUGUAGAUUUAUGCAAAUUGAAUUAUCUUCGAUGAAGAUUGAUUAGGGUUUAUUAUACCCUUUUUAUUGAGGAACCUUCCAUUACUCGGUUUGUUGUGAUUUAAAGAAAAAAUGUCUAUUUUUUUCGUUUACUUAGUUACAGAUAUAAAGAUGUCGAGAUUCUCUUGUUUUCUA
Molecule: messenger RNA, 905 nt
Organism: Impatiens glandulifera
Lineage: Eukaryota; Viridiplantae; Streptophyta; Magnoliopsida; Ericales; Balsaminaceae
Product: peptidyl-prolyl cis-trans isomerase FKBP18, chloroplastic
Exons: 6
Coding region: 29-712 (227 amino acids)
Cellular component (GO): chloroplast thylakoid lumen
Molecular function (GO): peptidyl-prolyl cis-trans isomerase activity
Source: RefSeq, a predicted model, not a curated record